AUGUCCAUACCAGAAACACAGACUUGGUGGACUUCUACGCCAUUUUUUAUUGUGAUUUCUUUAAUUUUACUGGUUCCAAUUGUUAUUCUCUUUAUAAAUACAUUGUAUGGAAGAAAUUCGACGUACGAUAAGAUACCGGGAAGGGGAGAAAAUCACUUCUUAUACUAUUUAAAAUUUCUUUAUUCCUUGAUUGCUACUGGACGACUUUCUACAGAGAGUGUGUUAAAUUACCUAAAUUUACUCUUAAAAAUCCAUCGGAAGAGUGGAAUAUGUCUUCUCAAUCUGCCUUUCUCUAGAGUUGUUUUCCUUUAUCGUCCGGAUCUCGUAAAAGUUCUGUUGGGAAAUACGGAAAAUAACUGCAGAUCGGUGAUUUAUAGUUUUAUGGAAGAAUGGCUGAGUUCAUCGCUAUUGUUGAGGGAUGGAGAAGAAUGGAAGCAACGAAGAAAAUUAUUAACACCCGCAUUUCAUUUUCAAAUCUUGGAAAAUUUUCUCCCAAUUAUGGAAAAACAUUCCGAAAUGUUAAUAAAGACAUUGAAGAAUUACCAAAAAGAAGAAUGGAUUGAUAUUGUGCCCUUCGUUACUCGUUCUGUUAUGGAUAUUAUAUGCGAAACUGCAAUGGGUAUCGAAGGAAAUACAUACGAUUAUGAUUAUUCUCAGUACCAAAGAUCAUUAUCCAGAAUUUGUAAUAUUAUUCAAAUGAGAGCUUGGCAGCCAUAUUUGUGGUCGAAGUACAUAUUCCAUUUAACUAAGAACAGAAGAGAAUUAUCGAAAAACAUAAAGAUUUUGAAAGAAAUAACUGAUAAGAUAAUCGAAAACAAGUUAAAACGAAGUAGAGAAAAUUCUACAGAAAAUAUAAAAGAGAAAAGGGUGAAGAAAUUAGCAUUUUUGGAUCUACUUUUAGAUUAUUUAAAGAGAGAUUCUAAUUUUACUAUAGAGGAUGCUUGUAAAGAAGUUCAAUUAUUUUUAUUUGGGGGACACGACACUACAUCAGUUACUAUAUCGUGGACAUUAUAUUUGCUGGGUAAGCAUUUAAACGUUCAAGAUAAAGUUCGAAAAGAAGUUGAGGAUGUAAUUGGGAAUGAUUGGUCUCGACACAUCACUAAAGAAGAUAUGCAAAGGAUGAAAUAUUUAGAGGCUGUGAUUAGAGAAACUCUUCGAUUAUAUCCAACGGUUCCUUUACUGACCAGAAACUUAACGAAAGAUAUUGUUGUAGAUAAUUAUAAAAUAUCAAGAGGAUCCAUGUGUAUAAUUCCUAUAUAUUUUAUGCACAAAAAUCCGAAAUUAUUUCCAAAUCCGAAAGUUUUCGAUCCAGAUCGAUUUCUUCCAGAAAACAUUACGAAAAUCAUUCCCUAUUCUUACAUUCCAUUUUCUGCAGGACCUAGAAAUUGCAUAGGACAGAAAUUCGCCAUGAUGGAAAUGAAAAUUUUACUUUCCAACAUCGUUAGAUGUUUUAAUUUACGUUCUUUGGACGAAUCGGUACCGGUUUCUAUCAAAGUCGUCAGCCACCCCGAAAGAAAGAUCAGAAUUAAACUAAUGCCCAGACGUGGAGACGUGUUAAGCGAUUAA
This is a messenger RNA of Centruroides sculpturatus (bark scorpion), 1566 nucleotides long. RefSeq names its product cytochrome P450 4C1-like. Bases 1 to 1566 code for a protein of 521 amino acids. The record is from RefSeq and is a predicted model, not a curated record. The transcript has 11 exons. NCBI's taxonomy places the organism in Eukaryota, Metazoa, Arthropoda, Arachnida, Scorpiones, Buthidae. Gene Ontology annotation, molecular function: iron ion binding; heme binding; oxidoreductase activity, acting on paired donors, with incorporation or reduction of molecular oxygen.